This is a messenger RNA of Punica granatum (pomegranate), 1878 nucleotides long. Lineage: Eukaryota; Viridiplantae; Streptophyta; Magnoliopsida; Myrtales; Lythraceae. The record is from RefSeq and is a predicted model, not a curated record.
UCUUCAUCAUCUCCAAUAAUAAACUCAUAAGACUCCCUCUCUCUCCCUCUCUCUCUCUCUCUCUCUGCCUUCCUCUCUCGACCGUAAAAAAGACCAGACAAGAACGUCAAAUACAAGGCUGACUGGAAGACCUAUCACGGCCUCACCUCUCCCAAGCUUGUCCAGUCUCGGAUUUGUAGUAAUAGUAAUACAAUAUAUAUGUGCUGCUCCAUUAAGGUGGCGGGCCAGAGAAGAACCAGCUCCUCCUCCGACGACUUCCCCUUCCCCAGUUACUUCCCUCCCCACGAAUCUCCCUCCGGCUCGGGGCAGGGCCCCGACUCUGCCCUCCCCGCUGCACAGCAGCAGCCGCCGCCUCAGGAGGUGGGAGCUGCGGCUGUUGCUUUCGGCAGAGAGGCGGAGAUGUCAGAGAUGGUGUCGGCGCUGAGACAUGUUGUGUCAGCGGGGCAGAGAGGCGGCGGCGGCACUGGAUGGGACUCGGCAGCCGCCAGCGACGUUUUUGGGUCAGUAUUGAUAGGGACGGAGAGCAAUUCCACCAUGUUCUCGUUUGCUUCUUCGUCGCCAUCUCCUUCCACUUCGCAUCCUUUCUCCGCCUAUUCGAAUACUGGCGUGCUCGGACGUUCGUACUCCGUUCCCGUAGUGGGGCAGAAGAGAGUCCGGGAAGAUCGCGAGACGUCAAGUUCGGUUCGUUUGAUCGAUUUCGGAGGUUCACGAGUGGAAUCACCGUCUACUGUCUCAGCCGCUGAGGAGGCAACCGCCACCGCUCCACCGCCAGCCUCUGCCACUCCGACCGGCGCUACAACGCCAUCAACCCCGUCGGGUGAAUCCACAUCGUUCGAAGAAUCACCGGGCGGAGGAGAGCAAAAGAGGAAAUACAGGGGAGUGAGGCAGAGGCCGUGGGGCAAGUGGGCGGCCGAGAUAAGAGAUCCGCACAAGGCCGCCCGGGUGUGGCUUGGCACCUUUGACACCGCAGAGGCCGCCGCUCGUGCCUACGACGAGGCCGCCCUCCGGUUUCGAGGAAACAGGGCCAAGCUUAAUUUCCCCGAAAUCGUCCGCCAGAAUGUUAAUGCCGUUCCCCAAAGAGCACGCCCUGAAUUGACAGCUGUAUCUUCGGCCAGUGUCGUCAGUGGCCCGCUGGGCCUACAGAUGGCAAUGCCGCAGCCUCCGGUGCCGUCCUCCGACCAGUACGGAGACUACUGGGAGUACUCUCGGCUUCUACGAGGGCAGCCCUCAGGCCUGCUGGAUCAGAUGCUCGGCUCUUAUAACACUCCGCAGCAGGCCUCAUCCAUUCAAUCGCCGUCAUUGUACACAAGCCCACCUUCGUGGGCUCCUCCGCCGCCCCAACGGCCUCCUAUUCUUCAGGAGCCGCCACCUUCAUCCAUGCCAUCGUCGACCUCAUUUACCUCAUUUACGGACUCAUCACUCUCCGUAUCUUUUCCCCUGUUGUAUUCGGGGCAGCAGCUAGGGUAUUUCCCGCAGCAACCAGCCGGGAACCAGAGUCGCGUGGGCGGCAACAGCAUUAUCGGCGGGUCAAAUUUCCCGGAGUCCUGGUCCACCUCCGGCCAGUACCCUCCUCCAUCAACCAGCAGCUGAAGUUAGAUUGAAUCCAAUACACGUCUUUUUUUUUCUUUUUCUUUUUUGGGCUAUUAUUUGGAAAUAAUUAAUUAAAACAGUUUCGUGAUUAGAUUUUGGUGAGCCAGUGAUUAUUAAUCUCUAUAUGGUGCAGUUUGUAAAUUACCCUUCAUGCCGACUAUGGACCUUACUCGAGGAUCAAACUCAUGAUUCCUCGUGACCAAUGUCAAGCCGACGUCUACGAGUGAGCAUCUUGCAGUCUCGUAAUCUCGUUGGGAAAAAAAAAAGUAGUGCUGUAUUGCUUAUUAA